AUGGGCUUUCUGAAGUUAUCCCCUUUCCUGGUUGUCAGCAUCUUGUUCCUGUACCAGGCAGGCAGCCUCCAUGCAGUACCUUUCAGGUCAACCUUGGAAAGCAGCCCAGGCAUGGCCACUCUCAGUGAAGAGGAAGCUCGCCUGCUGGCUGCACUGGUGCAGGACUAUAUGCAGAUGAAAACCAGGGAGCUGGAGCAGGAGGAGGAGCAGGAGGCUGAGGGCUCCAGCCUGGACAGCCCCAGAUCUAAGCGGUGUGGGAAUCUGAGUACCUGCAUGCUGGGCACAUACACACAGGAACUCAACAAGUUUCACACCUUCCCUCAAACUGCAAUUGGGGUUGGAGCACCUGGAAAGAAAAGGGAUGUGGCCAAGAACUUGGAGACAAACCAUCACAACCAUUUUGGCAACUAA
This is a messenger RNA of Cricetulus griseus (Chinese hamster), 411 nucleotides long. NCBI's taxonomy places the organism in Eukaryota, Metazoa, Chordata, Mammalia, Rodentia, Cricetidae. The record is from RefSeq and is a predicted model, not a curated record.